Sitodiplosis mosellana (orange wheat blossom midge) is the source of this 1481-nucleotide messenger RNA. RefSeq lists its product as uncharacterized. Bases 131 to 469 code for a protein of 112 amino acids. The record is from RefSeq and is a predicted model, not a curated record. NCBI's taxonomy places the organism in Eukaryota, Metazoa, Arthropoda, Insecta, Diptera, Cecidomyiidae. The transcript is spliced from 9 exons.
CUGUGGGUGAGCUCAUCUCUCAUUGUUCAGAAUAUAAAAGCGAUCGUGUUGCAAACGAAACGAUCAGUACAACGUGCUAUUUCGAUUGAAGCUUAUUUUUUUUCAAGUGUUGUUAGAUAAACGUAGAAAAAUGGUUAAAAUUAUUUUCGCGAUUUUCAUUCUGUGUGCUUUGAUUAUGUCCACAUUUGCCAUUCCUAAGCCAGGCAACGGUGGUGGCUAUGGAUACGGAAACCAGGGACAUCAUGGCGGUGGAGGCAACUACGGCUCCGGAUACAACCAUGGGCACAAUGGUGGACACUAUGGUUCGGGAUAUAAUCAUGGAAACGGCGGACACUAUGGAUCGGGAUAUAAUUAUGGACACGGAGGAAAUCACCAUGGAGGAUACAACGACUAUCAUCAUGGUGGCUACAACAAUCAUCACGGUUAUAAUAACGGGUACAACCAUGGAUAUGGUGGUCACCACCACUAAAUGAAAUGCCUCUAGUGGCCUCAAGUAAUCGUCUUAUGCAAUAACACAUAAUAAUACUCUUUCCAUUCGACGAAAGCAAUUUCAAAUACAAUUUUACUGAUGUUUGUGUUCAUAUGUUUUACGAUUUCAAGUGGGAGCGAAAAAUAAAUCAGUAAAAUAAUGAAUGGUCAGUCAGACGAGAAAGUCAAUAAAAUAAGCGUUUUUCAUUGAAUGCAUGGAGAAGAGUUUUAUUUUCAGUUUAUAUGUAUGUGUGGUUGAGAGUAAAAGUGAUUUUAGCCAAAACUGUCUAUUUGAGUGUGUAUUUUUUCGUAAAAGAUGGAUGACACGUUUCUUCUUCAUUAUUUUGGAGCAUCUUUAGCUUUUUUGCUCAUCUCACAAAUGAUUCACAUUCAAACCGUUUCGGCUGAGCUCACUUCUAUUCUCAGCCACACAUUAACAUAUUGAGUGAAUUGAAAGGCUGUUCAUGAAACUAAUUGUAAUUCAUUGGAAGCUGUCAAAAUCAAUCAAACCAUACUGGGUUAUUAAGUCGGUAGUCGUGUUGCUCCAUGCGAUCGCUUGAAUAGUGCAAAACCAAGAGAUUUGCGGUUAGUUAACGUUAUUCAAUCAGUCCGACGUUUCCAUCCGAAAUGAGCGCUUGUAAAUAUUUGUUUGUUUGGUGUUUGUUGGUGUUGUCAUUAUUAUCGCUGCAAGUCAAUGGAGAUGUGAGACGCAUCGAUUGGGUUGGUGAACCGAAUCAUCGGCAACCGCAGGAUCCAACGCCAAAUUCGCCACCGGUACAACUACAAGCGAUAGUCGAUGCCAUCUACCCAAAUGUGAUUGACGAUGAGAACGAUUCCCAAAAGCCCCAAAAACCCGAACCAAUUCUUGGAAAAGGAACUUAUCUCGAAUUUGUGGAUCCACAGAAAAUAAUUUAAAACCAUAAUUCAGACAAUUGUUUAGUACUUAACAGAACUACACAGUUCGAUUGUACGGUUUUAAGGGAAAUAAAUGUGGCUUUUGUUUCAUAUAUGAA